AUGGUGCUGAACAGUUUUUGUUUUCCUCAGCAGCUUUGUUUUUCUCGUCAUGUGAACACAAAGUCAAUGCACAGCUUCUGUUAUGUUGUGGUGAGCAGUAAAAAGAUACUAUUUUAUAAUGAUGAAAAGGACAAGGACCAGUCUAAUCCAUCCAUGGUACUAGACAUAGAUAAACUGUUCCAUGUCCGGCCUGUAACUCAAGGAGAUGUAUAUGGAGCAGAAACUGAAGAAAUUCCCAAGAUAUUCCAGAUUCUCUAUGCUAAUGAGGGGGAAUGCAGGAAGGAUUUGGAAGUGGAAUCAGUACAACCAGCAGAGAAGACAAAUUUUCUAAAUCACAAAGGCCAUGAGUUUAUUCCAACGUUAUACCACUUUCCAGCCAACUGCGAGGCCUGUGCCAAGCCUCUUUGGCAUAUGUUCAAGCCCCCUCCUGCCCUGGAGUGUCGAAGGUGCCAUUUUCAAACUACUUUGUUUGCAGUUAACGUUAAAUGGGGAAAAGAGAAAUUUGAUGGCGUGGAGCUUAACACUGACGAACCUCCGAUGGUCUUCAAAGCACAGUUGUUUGCACUGACUGGAGUUCAGCCCGCUAGACAGAAGGUUAUGCUUAAAGGAGGAACUCUGAAGGAUGAUGACUGGGGGAACAUAAAAAUAAAGAAUGGGAUGACUUUAUUAAUGAUGGGUUCUGCAGAUGCACUUCCAGAAGAGCCAGUUUCCCGACCUGUCUUUGUAGAAGACAUGACAGAGGAGCAAUUGGCUUCAGCUAUGGAAUUGCCAUGUGGAUUGACAAACCUUGGCAACACUUGCUACAUGAAUGCUACGGUUCAGUGUAUCCGCUCUGUGCCAGAAGUGAAAGAGGCCCUUAAAAGGUAUGGUGGUGCCUUAAGAGCUUCAGGAGAAAUGGCCUCUGCUCAGUACAUUACUGCAGCUCUUAGAGACUUGUUUGAUUCCAUGGAUAAAACUUCCUCCAGUAUCCCACCUAUCAUUCUCCUGCAGUUUUUACAUAUGGCCUUCCCCCAGUUUGCAGAGAAAGGAGAUCAAGGCCAGUACCUUCAACAGGAUGCCAAUGAGUGCUGGGUGCAGAUGAUGAGGGUACUACAGCAGAAGCUGGAAGGUAUAGAAGGUGAUACAGUUAUGGAGACAGACUCUGGAGCUACAGCAGCAGCUUCUAAGAAGAAGAGCUUGAUUGAUCAGUUCUUCAGCAUUGAAUUUGAAACAGCCAUGAAAUGUACAGAAGCUGAAGAGGAGGAGGUAACUAAAGGAAAGGAGAAUCAGCUACAGCUUAGUUGUUUUAUCAAUCAAGAAGUGAAGUAUCUGUUUACAGGACUAAAAUUGCGUCUUCAAGAGGAGAUCACCAAACUGUCUCCAACCUUGCAGAGAAAUGCACUCUAUAUCAAAUCUUCUAAGAUUAGUCGCUUGCCGGCGUAUCUGACUAUUCAGAUGGUUAGAUUUUUUUACAAAGAGAAAGAAUCUGUGAAUGCCAAAGUUCUUAAGGAUGUUAAAUUUCCUCUUAUGUUGGAUGUGUACGAGUUGUGUACACCCGAACUUCAGGAAAAAAUGGUUUCUUAUCGAUCAAAAUUCAAGGACCUAGAAGACAAAAAAGUAAAUCAGCAACCAAAGAAUUCUAGUAAAGGUGACGGUGCACAGAAAGAAGUUAAAUAUGAACCAUUUUCUUUCCCCGAUGAUACUGGUUCUAAUAAUUGCGGCUAUUACGACCUGCAGGCAGUUUUAACGCAUCAAGGCAGAUCCAGUUCCUCGGGACAUUAUGUGUCAUGGGUUAAAAGGAAACAAGAUGAAUGGAUCAAGUUUGAUGACGACAAGGUCAGCAUUGUGACACCUGAGGACAUUCUGCGGCUCUCCGGGGGCGGCGACUGGCACAUAGCCUACGUGCUGCUCUACGGGCCUCGCCGCAUCGAGGUGCCGGAGGAGGACGCCGAGCAGUAGUCUUCAGUUCUAAUCAUUCUGCCUAGGUGUGAAAUAAAUGUUGAUUACUGAUCUCUAACCCCAGAGCUUUAGCAAGGGGGUACAUAAUUGGUUCAGACUUUUUCAUGUGAAGAGAGGGUUUAUUGUUUAAAAAAUGAUCCAUGUACCAGUUAGUCACUGCUGGACUGGACUGCCCCCGGUGGCAGUGACAAUACUUAAAACAGCUUUAAUGUCUCGCAGAAGAUAAUUUUUUUUAAAUGAGCCUCCUUUGCGGCCAAUGUCAUCAAGUAUUUAUUGCUCACUUCCUCUCACAGCUGUUACUCUGCAUGGUUUAUCCCA
Messenger RNA from Tinamus guttatus (white-throated tinamou), 2256 nucleotides. NCBI's taxonomy places the organism in Eukaryota, Metazoa, Chordata, Aves, Tinamiformes, Tinamidae. The record is from RefSeq and is a predicted model, not a curated record.